AUGGCGGUUGAGACGCUGAUCGUUCUACGAAGCGGUUCAGACGUCAAACGUGGUGAUAUUAAUAUCUUCUCCUUGUGGGAAGAGGUUUCAUGGGAUAGUGCGGCAAACACAUGCACCCCAUGGACAUCCAAAGAACCUGAGGAGUUGCAAGUGCAUUGCCAGACCUUAAGGAGUGUGGGAGACCCAUGCUUCGGCACGAAUGGGUCGGCUCGGCUGGAGCGAUACCACGGCCUCACAGAAAACCGGCGUGAAACAACCACAACGUUGUGUUUCGCCGUAGUAAAAACUCCAAGUGUGGAAGAGCCGUGCUUCGGCCUGACCGGUGGCGUUGUGGUGACACCUGGUGACACCUGGCGUUACAGAACAGACGUGAAACAGACCUUCAAUGGCAUCUGGUUUACAGGUUUUUUUGAUAAUAGAGAAAAGUCAUCAAAUGACUUAGCUCAGCCUCAGCCGCAGCAGUUCAUACUGACUAAAAACUCCUCAGAUCCUUCUCCUGCUCCAGGCUGCGGUCGCGGUUCCUUAUUGCGCUUGGCCCGCAACCCUUGCUGUGCAAGCACCGCGGCCCUAGGCCGAGGAAGAUGGAAUGUAACCGAACACCACUUGCUCGGAGGACGCAUUAAUGUAUCGCGGCCUCGGCUUGGACCAGAAGAAGGAACAGGGUCGGCAAACGAGCAGACGGAUUACUUGAUGAUUAGUAAUCAGCGCCGCCCAUGGACACACGCAACGACAAAGGAGUUACUAGUGCGUUGCCGACCUUUUGGGGAUUAG
Spodoptera exigua (beet armyworm) is the source of this 771-nucleotide messenger RNA. The record is from the annotation of a GenBank genome assembly. NCBI's taxonomy places the organism in Eukaryota, Metazoa, Arthropoda, Insecta, Lepidoptera, Noctuidae.